Messenger RNA from Mytilus trossulus (common blue mussel), 915 nucleotides. RefSeq lists its product as uncharacterized. The record is from RefSeq and is a predicted model, not a curated record. NCBI's taxonomy places the organism in Eukaryota, Metazoa, Mollusca, Bivalvia, Mytilida, Mytilidae. The transcript has a single exon. Bases 1 to 915 code for a protein of 304 amino acids.
AUGGAUUUGAAUAAGCUGAAAUCGAUAAGGAAAGCGAACAGAAGUGUAGUAACAAUACAUUUGCGGAAAAUCGACGAUUUGAAAAACGAAGCGGAGUUAGCCAGGAUAAAUCUUUUAGCGACAUUCGAGAGUGUGGAACAGAAGAAGAAACUUUUAGAAGAUUUGAAUCAACAAAUUAUAAGUGCAAUCGAUACAGAGGAUAUUGAAGAAGAAAUUCUCAACAUAGAUGAGUAUAUUUUAGAUUUAGAAACUAAACUAAAACACUUCCGUUUAUUCAUACAAAGUUUAGAUAAUUCGAACAAUCAUACAAAUCAACAGUCAACUUCAUCAUACCAAACAUUAAAUUAUGACGCGCCACCUUUCAUUCCAACCUCAUGUAUUGAAAAUCAACAACAGAGCUAUAUCGCACCGUCAUUGUCAACGUUUAACAAUCAAACGCACCAUCUUCCGAAAUUAACUUUUUCCAAUUUCAGUGGAAAUGUUAUUGAAUGGCAAUCUUUCUGGGAUUCUUUCGAAUCGGCAGUACAUAUGAACCCGAGUCUACCAGAUAUUCAAAAGUUCAACUAUUUAAAAUCGCAACUCGGAGGUGAAGCUUCACAUACAAUUGAUGGAUUCGCAUUGACAAACGCAAAUUACAAGGUGGCAAUUAAUGUAUUAAAAGAAAGAUACGGACAAGCUAGUAAGAGUACGCAAGCGCACAUGAAGGCAUUGUUAGACAUUACACCACCAAAUAAUGAUUUACAAAGUUUACACAUAUUUUAUGAUCGCAUAGAGGCAUCCGUACGCGGAUUGGAAGCGUUAGGCCAAUCGCAAGACACUUACGGCACAUUACUGGUCUCUAUAAUUUUGAGCAAGCUUUCCGGAGAAGUAAGGCAACAUUUAGCGAGAGAUCAUGGAUCUAACACAUGGAUUUGA